Messenger RNA from Aspergillus nomiae NRRL 13137, 441 nucleotides. Its product is annotated as thioredoxin family protein. The transcript is spliced from 2 exons. The record is from RefSeq and is a predicted model, not a curated record. Lineage: Eukaryota; Fungi; Ascomycota; Eurotiomycetes; Eurotiales; Aspergillaceae. Bases 1 to 441 code for a protein of 146 amino acids.
AUGACUCUACCAUACACCACGGCUAGCCCAUCUACCCCCAAAACAACCACCCAACACUUUCAAUUCGAACCCACGCUCACUAUAACUGCAGGCACAAUGGGAUCGAUCAAGAUUACUGACUUGAACACAUAUCAUAAUGUAGUCAGCGGAGAGAACUACGCGGUCUUCAAUUUCCGUGACUAUCGGCGUCGUUUGUCUGACACCGAUGUUGCCUAUGAUGACCUCGCCUCUUAUGCGUAUAGUGACACGGUGGCAUUCUAUGAAGUCGACGUGGGCGAUGACAAGCUUAUUUCCGAUUAUGCGAAAGUAGAGCGCCCUACUCUCAUCUUGUAUAAGGAUGGGAAAGAGGUCGAGCGGUACUCGAAGCCUUUGCCUAGGCAACUAGAGUACCUAGUGUCUCGGGCUUUAUGUGGGCUGACUGAGAUAGGUGGGCGUUUCUGA